Aspergillus homomorphus CBS 101889 is the source of this 3904-nucleotide messenger RNA. RefSeq lists its product as uncharacterized. The record is from RefSeq and is a predicted model, not a curated record. Bases 325 to 3621 code for a protein of 1098 amino acids. Lineage: Eukaryota; Fungi; Ascomycota; Eurotiomycetes; Eurotiales; Aspergillaceae. The transcript has a single exon.
CGCCGCCCGCCCGCCGGGUGAGACAUUGAAACAACUUGCCCCACGUCGAAUUAUCCUGCAUCAUCCAUAGUGAAGUCUAGUCUAGUGGGAUUCUUUCUCUCUUUCUGCCUUCCAGACUCAAGGAAAGAAAGAAAGAAAGAUACAAGACACUGUCGCUGCGAACCCUUCCAGCUUUAUUUGAUCUCACAUUCUUGCCGGGACGAUCCAUGCACUGCAGAAAAUGUUCCUGGCGCUAUUCCUCGCAUCCUAGACGCUACCGUACUCGGAUGCACCCAAGGUGCUCCUGGCGCAUUCCUCAUCUCCCCUUCCCCUCUCUUCGCCAUUAUGGCUCCCUCUACUGUCUUUUCCUACUGGCGUCGCGAUCACCGCCGAUCGAGCGCCUCCCCCGUUCCGUCUGUUGUGCAGCCCACGGCCAAAGGCUCGGUUUCCAACACACCUCCCCAACUGCCCGUCAUUCCUAACAACACCACCACUCUUCCCGCCUUCGCCGACCCCUCAGCAGCCGCGCCAGGAUCGAGCCCACCACAAGCAAUCGAUCCGGCGCCGGAUUCGAAAAGAGCAGUGACCGUAUCGGCGAGCCCGAUUAAUGCGCCCGCCCCUUCCUCCGCCAACUUCGCAGUAUCCUCCGCGGCGGUCGAGAACCACGCUCAACGCGACUCCAGGUCCGAAGAACGCGAUCGAGAUCCAGCUCUCACCUCCCUGUCGAACCACUCGCAGCCAUCCUCUGCAGCGUCGCGCCCGCACCAUGGUGACGGCGAAAUUCCGCGAACGAGCUCCCCGUUUCGGCUUUCCAUAGGCAAAAAUCUCCUUUCAUCCAGUCACCAACCUUCCGAUCCCCAACCCAAACGAUAUUCUACUUCCAGUAUGCCGUCAUCGAGUCACCCGUUCAGGUUCAAGACCUCCCCCGAUGGACUACCCGCCGACAAGGUCGCGACAUCACAGCGAGAUUACAAAAGUGAUGGCGGCAGCCAUCGCCGCCAGGGAGACAGGGAAACUAUGGCGGGGGAACAUGGUCACCACAAGUCGGGCAAAACCAGGCUCCAUCUACUGAACCCCAUGUCCCUGCUCGCCCGACGGCGCUCGCACCAAGUCACCAGCCUACGCACAGUGGAUGCCACGAAUUCAGCCCGCAACCUGGUUCCGGCCAUCCCAGAUGAUUACGACCCUAGAAUCCGUGGGAACAUCGUGCACGAUUUCUCUGCGCCGCGUGCGCGGCGGAAUCUCUCUACCCCGCCGGUUCUGCUACAGGACGGGUACCAGCAUUUGAACGAGUCUAUCGCACCGUGUGCGGACCAGGCGCUCCACUCUCAACACAAUGAGCAAGGAAAGCGGCAAACACAGUAUUCGCCUGUGUUCAAGGAACACUUCGAGGACAAUCAGAAGGUGUUGCAGGUCGAGAACAAGGCCUAUCUGCAGUCCUCCUUGUUAACGGAUCCUUCGCUUGCGGGAAGUGCUUCCAGCGCGCUUCCCGUGUUUGCGCGGAAGCUGCCCUCAACGAUACCGGAGGAGGAUGGGCCUGCGCAAACAUCGAAUGAACCGGUCGAAGGCGGCGAAGAUACACCAGACAAAUCAUCAACUCACCCGGAGCCUGCCGACGUACACGACGAGGACACCAUUGAGAUGAUGCCGCAUCAGUCACUGGGUUUACCCAAGCAUCUCAAGAGUAAUGCUUCGCGGUUCAGUUUCGAUAUGAAUGGCGUAGAGUCGUCGGCGCAGGAGAAGCUUCUGGAAGAAAAACACAAAGUAAAGGAGGCAGCGAGGAGGGCCAAGGCUCAGUUGGAGGAUCCGGGCUUCAGCGAUGGCGAAGACUUCGAUGCUGACAUCCUCGAUGAUAUGUACGACUUCGAAGAAAAGAUUCCUGGUGUCAAUGUCGAUGCAGACGAUGAAGACGACGAGUUCCGAGGCUUCUCGGGCACAGGCCAGGUCCUCAACAAGUCUUGGCUGGCUCCCGACCUGUCUCCUGUUGUUGCCAGCCCGCUGACACCCAGGAUUCCGGAGUAUGACGGCGCCGGGGAUUCUACUGCUGCUCCUGUGCCGGAAGUAACCCGAAGUUCCUCGAACGAGGAACCGAGAGUUGUUGUUCCCGAGCAGGGUCUCAGCAUUCAAUCUCUGCCUACGGCGACUGAAUCGUCUGUCGAGACCCCACAGUUGGUACAGAGUGCGCAUCCUGUGGCUCCACAGCCGAUCGAUGACGAUGAUGAUCUGUACUUCGAUGACGGGGAGUUUGGUGACCUGACCACUGGGGGCGAGAAAUUCGAUGAGUCGGUGUUUGACGAUGAAACUAGUCACUUAUAUGAGCGGAAGCCAGUUGCUCCACAGCCCAGUCAGGGGGGCGUUCAGGGUACUCACUUGUAUGAGCAGAAGCCGGUCGCUCCGCAGCCGGUUCCAGAAGAUGAUGAUUUAUACUUCGACGACGGGGAGUUCGGUGACCUAACCACUCAGGGCGAGACGUUUGAUGAGUCUAUCUUUGACGACGAAACAAGUCAUUUGUAUGAGCGGAAGCUGGUAGCUCCACGGUCGGUUUCCGAUCCCUCAAUAAAGGUGGACGAUAAUGAGGCCUCUUCGAGUCUCGCGGUGCAUGAGGAGACACAGGCGGAGGCCAAUGGCGGUCUCAGACAUGCCCCCAGCAUAGCAAGCGAGUAUCAAGCAGGCUCGUCUAGAAUGUACAGUCAUACCCUUGGGGCUCUCACGGACCUUGCGCCCUCAAAGUCCCAUGGUGGAGUGUUGUCCGAGUACAAUCUCGGGGCCUUCCACGACGCUUUGGCCAAGGUAGCCAACGACACAUCCCUGCAUGAGAGAUUCGGGCGCUCAGUGAGCAUUAGCGAGCGUUCCGUGGGCCAGACAAGCACGGCGCAAACGAUGGACACGCCUUCCGGCCUGGUAUCGGACGACAGUCAUUUGAGCCAGGCUAUUGACGGGAUGGGCUUCGACGAGGUGUUAGACGAUUUUGACUAUGACGACAAUGACGCCUUUUUGUAUGACGACCCGAUCAUUGCCGCUGCCAAUGCUGAGGCGCUCGAAAAUGACGAUGACGGUUUCUACGGUCAAGAGUUUGGGUUUUACGCGCAAUCCCUCGGGGCCUGCAGCACGGAGCUCACCAGCGGCGGCUACUUUGGUCCCCGUGGCGCCGAAGGUAUCUCACGCAGCUUCAGCAGUCGAGGCAAGUUUCGAGAACCCAGUCUCACGCCGAUCACUGAGCGGAGCGAGUGGAGUACCCGCAACUCGGUCAUUUCGCUGACAGCUCACGGUGCCGCGCACUCGAACCCAGCGCUGCCGAGUCCCGGCUUGGCUCAGUUGGUUGAUCUGGCUGGCAGCAUGGAUGAUGAGAUGUCGCUGAGCGCCUUGAUGCGACUCCGACGGGGCGCCUGGGGUGGGAGCAAUGGAAGCCUCCGCAGUAGCAGCGGCAGUCCACCGCCCUAUCUCCAUUCGUCGUCGAACCGGGCGAGUUUCGUCUCCGAUGCGAGUCCCACGGUAUAUACGGCUCCUCCCGAUAUGUUCGGUACCUCCGGGGUUGCCGAGUCUCCUAUUGAGAGAUCAGAGAAGCUUCGGUGGUCCCAGGCCUCCACCGAACAGCGUGUGGAACCUUGUAUGGUUGGUGAGGAGAAUUCUUCCUCUGUAUGAUUGUGCAAGAAUGUCCCUCGCGGACGGUGCUGCAGAGAGUGAACUACAGGUGAGCCCAUAAUGGUAUAUAGCUCAUGUUGGUCAAAUCUCAUAGGAUGUCUGUGAUUUUUGUCAUACUUUACGAUGUCAUGCCCAAUAUAUAAUACUUUUCUUGCCGUGAAGAGGCAGCAGCGACCUGUACUUGUUAUUAAUGAGAUGAUGAAGAUUUGCCAGUACCCAUGAUCAAUCAAGCGCGCGGGGGAGAGGUCGUCUGACACGGAGUAACCCUGUUGCUCCAGGAUUU